Macrosteles quadrilineatus (aster leafhopper) is the source of this 2831-nucleotide messenger RNA. RefSeq names its product histone-arginine methyltransferase CARMER-like. Gene Ontology annotation, biological process: peptidyl-arginine methylation. NCBI's taxonomy places the organism in Eukaryota, Metazoa, Arthropoda, Insecta, Hemiptera, Cicadellidae. The record is from RefSeq and is a predicted model, not a curated record. The coding region runs from base 134 to 1945 and encodes 603 amino acids. The transcript has a single exon. Gene Ontology annotation, molecular function: protein-arginine N-methyltransferase activity.
UCAGACUAAAGUUAGACUACUGUAUGUUUAUCUCAGUAUUUUAAAUCUUUCGCAUAGUUUAGUGGGUUGUGUUUCUUUAUUUAAAAUUUCCGAUUAGUUGGGAAAUGAUUCGCAUUUUAUCAUUCAAACAAUAAUGGCGAAAGUGUUUAACUCAGUAGUCGUUUCACGUGUUGGAAAUGAUGGGGAUUUAUUGCCAUUAUUCGAAUUCCCAGUGACAGUGAUAGUGGAAUACGACCCUCAAGGACUAAGUAUUAAAUUAAAAAGAUACUUAAAUAAUGGCAGAAGUGACGAUGUGUACGAUUUUACUGUGGAUAGAUUGUCUGAAUGUGCUCGGAUAGGAACCAAGUCAUAUAUAUUCAAUAAUGAAAAUGAGAGUUUGUGUCUCAGGUUUAGAGAAGCACUAGAUUUAAACCGUUUUCAUUCUCUUAUUAGUGAAGCUAAAGUUAGGAAGAAUUCUGUUUUUUCUGAAAGAACUGAUGAUUCUUCUGCCAUCCAGUAUUUCCAGUUUUAUGGAUAUCUAUCACAGCAGCAAAACAUGUUACAAGACUACACCCGAACUAGCACAUAUCAGAAGGCAGUACUCGGUAACUCAGACGACUUUAGGGAUAAGGUUGUCCUAGAUGUCGGGGCAGGUUCAGGCAUCCUGUCAUUCUUUGCUAUACAAGCAGGAGCCAAGAGAGUGUAUGCUGUGGAGGCAAGUUCAAUGGCUCUUCAUGCAGAGACAUUAGUAUCGUCCAACAACUUAAAGGACAAAAUUCAUGUGAUAGCAGGUAAAAUUGAGGAAAUUGAAUUACCAGAAAUGGUUGAUAUCAUGAUAUCAGAACCAAUGGGAUACAUGUUGUACAACGAAAGAAUGUUAGAAACAUACUUACAUGCAAAGAAAUGGCUUAAACCUAAUGGUAUAAUGUUCCCUACCAGAGCAGAACUAAACGUAUCUCCUUUUAUGGACGACUCCUUGUUUCAGGAACAGACUAGCAAAGCUAACUUUUGGGUACAGACCAACUUCCAUGGAGUAGAUCUCAGUUCUGUGAGGGAUGCCGCCAUGAAGGAGUAUUUCCGCCAGCCCAUUGUUGACACUUUUGACAUACGAAUAUGCUUGGCAAAGUCUCUCAAGCAUAAGGUUGACUUUAGAUACGCCCAUGAAUCCGACCUCCAUAGAAUAGAAAUUCCUCUUGAAUUCAACUUGUUUGAGACAGGCACAAUUCAUGGACUAGCUUUCUGGUUUGAUGUCGCAUUCGCUGGAAGUAGACAGGUCAUCUGGUUGUCUACGGCUCCUACAAACUAUUUGACCCACUGGUAUCAAGUACGAUGUCUUCUGGAGAACCCCAUCUUUGCUAAGGCGGGUCAACUCCUUACAGGAAAAGUAAUCCUCCAAGCUAACCAGAGGCAGAGUUACGAUGUGACAAUAGAUGUCUGUGUUGAUGGGAAUGAACAGACUCGAUCAGUAAACACUCUAGACUUAAAGAAUCCGUGCUUUAGAUAUAAUGGACAGCCUGUACCAACACCACCCGGCGUGGCUACAACCUCACCUUCAGAAGACUACUGGACACAGCUGGAUGAACAAGGAGCUCGAGAAGCAGUCGAUAUGGUUAAUGGUAUAUCAGUUAAUGGCUUAGGCGAAGCUCAAAUGGAAGCUACUCAGAACCAUACCAGCCUCACAGGUCUGGGAGCUGUUUGUGUGCCUGUCAGUCAGCCUAACAUCCAUCCAUUAUCCAUCAGCAGUACCAGACGGCAAAGGACAGGUUCAGGGUCUGGAACUGUCACUUCCACAGGUGCCUCCCAGCUCAUCAGUGGCGGAAUUUCUUCCACCCUCUCUACAUCCCCUCAGACACAUCAGCUGGUGCUUGACAACACUGCUCACUUCCCUGUCAACAAUAGUCUCAUGAUCGGAGACUACGUCACCACCACUACUGGAGCGUUCAAUGUGCAGGGCUAUAGACAAUAAUCUUUUCUUUCGACAUCUCCUCCUCAAAUUAUGAUAGUUUGGUCAGUUUUACCUUAGUCUGGCUCAGUCAUUGCUCCAUAACUUUAUACAAAGAAAUAAUCUGAGGGAAAACUCAUAGCCUCAAUGACAAAUUACCAAAAAAUCUUAAUCAUUUUUAUCCAUGUUCAUAACAGUAGCCUACUUAAGUUAAGUUCUUUUAACGAUUUUAACCCCUUAAUUUUAAAACGAUGGAACAGAAAAUAUUUCUAGGUACCGGUAUUUUGAAUUCUAUUUUGUAAAGGUGUUCGAAACUUAAAACUAGGCCAAGGACUUAAAGGAUAAGUAGCCCAUCUGUAAAUAUUUACAUGUUUGUAAUAUUUUUUUAAUAGCCUACAUUUUAUUUAUUUUUAAGUUUAGGCCUACAUUGUUGAUUUGUAAAACAUUAAAUAGCCUAUGUAGCCUAAAGUUAGGUUAAUGUUGGAUAAAGCUCUAGGUUGGACUUAAAUACAAAUACGGUAUUUUUAAAAGCAUAACUUAAUUUUGAUGAUGACACUGGCAGUAGGCCCUACUGUCAAUCAACAAGUAUUGCUGGGCUGCACUUUAGCUUACCAUAUUGAAUGAAUUGAAUGAGUGUAGGACGUAAACUAAAGUGCAGCCUAUUGCUGGGUAAAAAAAUAAAUAAGAGAACUUAUAAAAUAAAACCUUCACUUUUUAAUAUAAAUAGUUCACAAGGCAGGUACGGUACCUAAACUUUUUACCGGAAAAGUCAUCCUCCAAGCUAACCAGAGCACUCAAUAGGGCUUAUUUCCUUCAGUAUUGUUGCAGACAUUUUUUUCAGCUCUUAUUUUACCUAUGUAAUUUGAUGUUGGUCUUGUACAAUGUGUUUCAUGUCUGUAAUGAAUUGAUU